CCAGCACCGGGGCGCCCCCCACCUUCCCAGCCCCCAGCCUGCCCAGUCCAGGGGAGCCACCGGCCUGGGGUUCGGUCCCGGGGGGAGGGGAAUUUUGGGGGUACCGGGCGGGGGAGUCGCGAGCUAGAGGGGAGGGGGCCGCGGGUUUUCAUGUGCCCAGCAUGAGCUCCUACUUCGUCAACCCCCUGUUCUCCAAAUACAAAGGCGGUGAGUCCCUGGAACCGGCCUAUUACGACUGCCGGUUCCCCCAGAGCGUGGGCCGGAGCCAUGCUCUGGUGUACGGGCCCGGCGGCUCCGCGCCCGGCUUCCAGCACGCCUCGCACCACGUCCAAGACUUCUUCCACCACGGCACCUCGGGCAUCUCCAACUCGGGCUACCAGCAGAACCCGUGCUCGCUGAGCUGCCACGGAGACGCCUCCAAAUUCUAUGGCUACGAGGCGCUCCCCAGACAGUCCCUUUAUGGGGCUCAGCAAGAGGCGAGCGUGGUGCAAUAUCCCGACUGUAAAUCCUCCGCCAACACUAACAGUAGCGAAGGACAAGGCCACUUAAAUCAAAACUCGUCUCCCAGCCUCAUGUUUCCAUGGAUGAGACCCCACGCUCCGGGGCGGCGCAGCGGACGGCAAACUUACAGCCGGUAUCAGACCUUGGAACUAGAAAAGGAGUUUCUCUUUAAUCCUUAUUUGACACGAAAGCGCCGGAUUGAAGUCUCUCAUGCCCUGGGACUGACCGAAAGACAAGUGAAGAUCUGGUUCCAGAACCGAAGGAUGAAGUGGAAAAAGGAGAAUAACAAGGAUAAACUUCCUGGAGCCCGAGAUGAGGAGAAAGCAGAGGAAGAAGGAAAUGAGGAAGAGGAGAAAGAAGAGGAGGAAAAGGAAGAAAACAAGGACUAAAGAAAAAAAAAGAGAAAGAGAGAGAUUUUUCUCCCUUUUAGCAACUCCCUUGAAGUUUCGUUUUAUGGUAGCGGAUAAAUUGAGAAGUUUACGACUGUCAUUUGCUUUUAUAGAGAAUAGAAUGACACUCACAACUCUAACUACCUGUCAGAUACUUGCAGCUCUGGUUUUAUUACCUUUGGACUUCCCCCGCUCUUUAUUUUUCUGGGGCCUGGAAAGGGGGAGACGGAGACACAGCAAAAAGGAAAAGUUCAGACUGUCUCAGUCUUUGCCCCCAACACACACACUACCCCCACCCUUGCAAGUCCUUGCUAAAUUUUAAGGUCUGAGACCUGGCCUCCUGGGCCCCCUCUCUCAUUCUCUUCUUGCCAUACUCCCACCUCCCUCUUUCUCUAUUUAUUUUAGAGGGGAGUCCCCUACAAAUGUGGAAGAGCCCUAGUGAAUUUGUUUUUAUGCUUGGAUUAGGCUAUUAAGUUUACUUUUCAAAAAAGUAUGGGGAAGGGAGGAGAAGAAAGGAAAUAUUUUUAAAAAAAUAAGGAAAUUACAGUAAGGAAUAUCUUCCCCCUACACUCACUCUCUCUC
Elephantulus edwardii (Cape elephant shrew) is the source of this 1472-nucleotide messenger RNA. RefSeq names its product homeobox C8 (gene HOXC8). Bases 162 to 890 code for a protein of 242 amino acids. Gene Ontology annotation, molecular function: RNA polymerase II transcription regulatory region sequence-specific DNA binding; DNA-binding transcription factor activity, RNA polymerase II-specific. The transcript is spliced from 2 exons. NCBI's taxonomy places the organism in Eukaryota, Metazoa, Chordata, Mammalia, Macroscelidea, Macroscelididae. Gene Ontology annotation, biological process: regulation of transcription by RNA polymerase II. Gene Ontology annotation, cellular component: nucleus. The record is from RefSeq and is a predicted model, not a curated record.